CACAUAAGGACCGUUGAAGGGAUGCACAUAAGCGAAUUAACGGAAGAAACGCGUGAUCCCACAGGUAUAAAGGGCCGCGGCAAACAUGGCAGCGGUCAUUUGAAAAUUUAAAACAACGCGAGAAUGAGCUCCACAAGUAGCAUCCUAAACAUCAUGGCCUCACCAACCUGGGCCCAACUGAGGCUGAGGAAGCCAUGUUGUUGGAGCUAAGCCCCACGACAGCGCGGCCGAAACCCUACUCCAAGCUUGACGAACGUUCAGCGAAGAGCAGUGGCGGAAGCGAAGCGCGUCGCGGGGUGGAUACCCCAGCAACCACGACGAAACAGAGUAAACGGUGUAGAGCGAGGCAGGAGUCAAGCUCAACGGCAGCGCGGCCAAAAUCAAAAUCCGGAGUGAACGAAUGUUCACCACGGAGGCAUAGUGGAGGCGAAGCGCGUCGUCGGACGGAAACUCCUGUCAUCGUGGCAAAUACAGCCAGGGAUUGGCUGUGUCACCGCGGCUGCAAAAGAAAGACGACGCGCCAAGGAAGAGGAAGUGCAGAAGGAGCAAAAACGUCAGACAAAGCAGGACACGGCUGAGUCCCCGGACAUGACAGUGCUGUUGGCGAUAACAUUGAUGUUGCCACCAGCAGACCCGGAUCCAGAACCGCCAACAGCGGAGAAGCGCCAGACAAGGUCGCAGGCACGGCCAGAGCCUGAAAAAGAUGCCGAGGCCAAGACACGGGCAACGGCGGAGGAGAAAAGGCUGGCCAGAAGGCAGAAGAGGGCCCUGUGGCGCGCAAAACAACAGGUAGGGUGGAAGAAGGCACAGAA
Drosophila busckii is the source of this 812-nucleotide messenger RNA. RefSeq lists its product as uncharacterized. The record is from RefSeq and is a predicted model, not a curated record. NCBI's taxonomy places the organism in Eukaryota, Metazoa, Arthropoda, Insecta, Diptera, Drosophilidae. The transcript has 2 exons. The coding region runs from base 195 to 578 and encodes 127 amino acids.